AUGGUUACGGAUGGAGCUGAAGAUGGUGUGCUCAGACCAACCUCUGGAAAGCCAAAUACAGAAAACUGCACCGCACCGACUGAGUUCGUUCUCUUGGGUUUCUCCAGCCGUCUGGAGGUGGAGCUACCUUUGUUUGGCCGCUUGCUACUCGUCUACGCCACCACUUUGGUGAGGAACAUCGUCCCCGUUGCACUCGUCCAGCUCAACGCCUGCCUUCAUACCCCCAUGUACUACUUCCUUAGCAAUUUUUCUUUCUUAGACCUUAGCUGCUCAUCUGCCAUUGCUCCCAAGCUGCUGGUGAAUCUGUUAGCACAGCGCAAGACCAUUUCUUUAAUCGGCUGCGCGACACAGAUGUUUCCCUUUGCCGCCUUCGCCGUCAUUUUGGCUGCGAUGGUCUACGACCGCUACGUGGCCCUAUGCCAUCCUCUUCUCUACACUGUUGCCAUGUCCCGCAGGGUCUGCACCUCCAUAGUAGCCAGGGCUUAUCUCAGCAGGGGUCUGAUCUUGCUGAUGCACGCGUCUUUCACCUUCACGUUGUCGUUCUGCGGCCCCAACACCAUCAACCAUUUCUUCUGUGACAUCCCACCGCUGCUGGAGCUCUCCUGCUCCAAGACACACAUCAACGACGUCCUCCUCUUCACCCUCUGCGGCUUCGUACAAACCAGCACCUUCCUCACCAUCGUCGUCUCCUACGCCUGCAUCCUCAGCACCAUCCUCCGCGUCCACGGGGCAAACAGGAGGCACAGAGCCUUCUACACGUGCACCUCCCAUCUGACGGCCGUCAGGUUGUUCUACGGCUCCCUCCUCUUCACCUAUUUACGGCCCAGCUCCAGCUACUCUCUGGACCCAACAGUCAUCUCUGCCUUUUACACCGUGGUCUGUCCCAUGCUGAACCCGCUGAUUUACAGCCUGAGGAACAAAGAGGUGAAGGAUGCCCUAAGGAGAACAGUUCAUGAGCUGAACUGGCCUGUGGAGACCCUGAUGACCACUGAAUCUAGUGUGGGGUGA
Chroicocephalus ridibundus (black-headed gull) is the source of this 1008-nucleotide messenger RNA. Its product is annotated as olfactory receptor 5AS1-like. Gene Ontology annotation, molecular function: olfactory receptor activity; odorant binding. Gene Ontology annotation, biological process: G protein-coupled receptor signaling pathway; sensory perception of smell. Gene Ontology annotation, cellular component: membrane. The record is from RefSeq and is a predicted model, not a curated record. NCBI's taxonomy places the organism in Eukaryota, Metazoa, Chordata, Aves, Charadriiformes, Laridae.